CUUGGCUAAUUUCCAGAUUGAGGCUUGGCUAAUUUCCAGAUCGAGGCUUGGCUUUCCGGCUCUCCAGACUGAGGCUUGGCUUCUGCAGAGGAAUAGACCUUGGAGCAGGCUGCUCUGAAGCCGGGAAGGAGGAUGAAUCUUCAUAGGUAUUUCCCUAUCUGUGCGCAGUGAUGAACGGAGGAUUUUGAAAUCAAGAGAGGAAAAUGAAUAGGAAUAUCUUACUGCAAGUGCAGCAGGUGGUUCACUUCCACAAAGCAUGCCGCCAGUUACAUAUGCUGUGUCUGAGAAACCGAGCGUGCCACCUGCAGACGGCCCUUCUACAGUACCGCCAUUUGUCCGCCAAAAAGGAAAAAGAACAGAAGAAACCAGCGCUGCCAGUUAUGAAACUAAAACCGAAGAAAGAAGUGGUGGAGGUGUGGAAUAACAUGACGGUGGCCCGGUUAGCAAAAGCCAUGGAUAGGGAUGUUGAUGACAUCUUUGAGGCUCUCCUGUACACAGCCCUGGAUCUGAACUCAUUAAAACCGUCGUCAGCACUCAAUGAGGAGGCCAUCAAGGAAGUCGUCAAGAAAUGUGGCAGGAGGUUCCUGUUUGUGGUACAAAAUAAAACCGAAAAAGUCAGGGAAAAUCUCGAUGCUGUAAAAAGGCCUCCUGCGGGUCCUUCUGUUCUUGUGCCCAGGCAUCCGGUGGUAACUAUAAUGGGUCAUGUAGAUCAUGGCAAAACCACUCUCCUCGACCAGCUGCGCAAAACCCAGGUAGCAGCUAUGGAGGCUGGCGGCAUCACUCAACACAUUGGAGCAUUUAGUGUUCACUUAUCUUCCGGGAACAGGAUUACUUUUCUUGACACCCCAGGACAUGCAGCGUUCUCAGCAAUAAGAGAGAGAGGGGCGAAUGUGACCGAUAUUGUCAUAUUGGUGGUCGCGGCUGACGAUGGAGUAAUGAAGCAGACGGUGGAGUCUAUUAAGCACGCCAAAAAUGCUAACGUUCCCAUCAUCCUGGCCAUAAACAAGUGUGACAAACCUGCAGCUGAUCCAGAACGAGUCAAAAAGGAGCUCCUGUCCCAUGAUAUAGUGUGUGAGGAGUUUGGAGGGGAUAUCCAAUCAAUUAAUAUAUCUGCACUUAAGGGGGAGAAUCUUCAGGCCCUCUCUGAAGCCAUUGUGACGUUAGCGGAAGUGAUGGAGCUGAAGGCCGACCCCGCAGGCUUGGUGGAAGGGACGGUUAUUGAAUGUCGGACAGACAAAGGAAAGGGGCCAGUGACCACAGCCAUUGUACAGAGGGGAACCCUGAGGAAGGGAGCGCUGCUGGUGGCGGGGACGGCCUGGGGGAAGGUCCGGCUGAUGUUCGAUGAAAACAACACCAUGCUGAGCGAGGUGGGGCCCAGCAUCCCUGUGGAGAUAGUUGGCUGGAAGGAUCUUCCAUCUGCUGGAGAUGAAAUCCUGGAAGUGGAAUCCGAGCAACGGGCCAGAGAAGUUGUUGAUUGGAGGACUUGUAUGGAUGAGGAGGAAAGGGUCCAGAAGGACCUGGAGGUGAUCUCCGCCAAACAACACGAGCACCGGGAGGCUCACAGGAAGACUCUGGAUACUUUCUAUGGCAUGAACUGGAAGCAGAAAAAAAACGCCUUGUACAGGACCAAGAAACACCUGGCACCCCCGAGGACGUCGGAGAGAAUGGAGGAGGACAACCCCUCCGUUCCUCUCAUAGUGAAAGGAGAUGUGGACGGGUCUGUGGAAGCCAUUCUGAAUGUCAUUGACACAUACGACGCUGAAGAGGAGUGUGAGCUGAACUUGGUCCAUUUUGGCAUCGGGGACAUCAGUGAGAGUGACGUUGUCCUGGCAGAAACAUUUAAUGGUAGUGUUUAUGGAUUCAAUGUAAAUGUCAACAAAACUGUGCAGCAACUCGCAGCCAAGAAGAACAUCCCCAUCAAACUCCAUAAGAUCAUCUACCAUCUUGUUGAAGACCUGAAGGAGGAGCUCAACAGUAAACUGACCCCAAUAACAGAAGAGAUUGUCAAAGGAGAAGCGUCUGUCCUGGCUCUGUUUGAUGUCACUGUGGGGAAGAAGGUCACCCAGGUGGCGGGGUGCAGAGUUCAAAAAGGCGCCCUAGAAAAAAAACUGAAAUUUAAACUAAAGCGCAAUAAUAAGGUUCUAUGGACAGGCUGCUUAUCAUCUCUGAAGCACCACAAGAACGAUGUGCAGAGUGUGAAGACCGGGGUAGAUUGUGGUCUUAAUUUGGAUGACGGUGACGUUGAAGUAGAAGUUGGAGAUGAAAUCAUUUGCUUUGAGGAGAGGACGAUACCGAGGAAAACAUCAUGGGAUCCUGGAUUUUAAUCGGUCAUUUUCUUGUAAAUAUCUCGGCGAGUCCGUGGCAGCAGCUCUUGCCAAUCCUGAAGGUCUGGAGUUCGUUGUGCAUAAGAAGAACUUGACCCUUUGUUUGGUCCGAACCAAACAAAACAUGAUACCACGGGGGCGGGCACAGAGCAAGGGGACAGAUCUGAAGCAACCAAUCGGAAGCCAGCUUUCAUUGACCAGACUUGCCCAAAAAUUCAAUGAAACCUGACCAGAUGCUAUAAUUUUAUGUCUGCACCAUCAGAUCUUCAAGGAUUGCAAAAAAAAAA
Messenger RNA from Rana temporaria (common frog), 2611 nucleotides. RefSeq names its product mitochondrial translational initiation factor 2 (gene MTIF2). Gene Ontology annotation, biological process: translational initiation. The coding region runs from base 204 to 2324 and encodes 706 amino acids. Lineage: Eukaryota; Metazoa; Chordata; Amphibia; Anura; Ranidae. The transcript has 15 exons. Gene Ontology annotation, molecular function: GTP binding; GTPase activity; translation initiation factor activity. The record is from RefSeq and is a predicted model, not a curated record.